Molecule: messenger RNA, 1325 nt
Organism: Cuscuta europaea
Lineage: Eukaryota; Viridiplantae; Streptophyta; Magnoliopsida; Solanales; Convolvulaceae
Source: the annotation of a GenBank genome assembly
GAUCAACCAAUUUUUUAUGUGAUCAACCCACAUCCACUGCCUGCCUCGGCUGUUUAGCCUUCUUCGCUAAUCCUUUACAAGCAAAUAGUACUAUAGUGUCUGAUUUUUAGGGGAUGAGAAAAUAUUGAGUUUUGUAGAUUGAAGUUUUAAAAUUGAUCCGCUCAGCAACGAUCCUGGAUGCGGUUUAAAUGGUCUCGGUCCUUCUUCCUUGAACGAGUCGCUGCUACCAUUGAUUUUCUGUUUGCAUACAGAUACCCAUAUCAAGACCUUUUCAGCAUCAAGUUGGAGGGAGAGUGUGAAGGACAAUGGAGGCAGCGCUGGGAUUGAUGAGAAGAAUGCCACCAAAGCACAUGGAGACGGCCCUCUCUGCUUUGCUCAGCCUCUUGCCGGAUCACUCAUCUGAUCUCCUUUCUCAGGUGGAUCAGCCUCUUCAGUCUAUGUGUGAUCUGGAAACUGGGAAAGAAUUUAUAUUGUGCGAAUACAACAGAGAUGCUGACUCAUAUAGGUCGCCAUUGUCAAAUACUUAUCAUCCACCAUUAGAAGAUGGAGCUUUUCCAUCUGCAGAGUUAAGGAAACUUGAGAUUGAAGCAAAUGAAGUCUUUGCUGUUUAUCGUGACCAGUAUUAUGAAGGCGGCAUCUCAUCGGUUUACAUGUGGGAAGACGAAAAUGAAGGUUUCAUUGCCUGCUUCUUAAUAAAGAAAGAUGGCUCAAAAUCUGGACAUGGUAGGAGAGGUUAUUUGCAGGAAGGUGCCUGGGAUGCUAUACAUGUUGUGCAGGUGGGCUCAGAGGAUGAAGGGACGACUCAGUACUCCCUAACCAGCACGGUGAUACUUUCUUUGACGACAAACAAUGAGUCCUCUGGCACCUUCAACUUGUCAGGGUCUAUUAGAAGACAGAUGAAGAUGCAUCUCCCUGUGUCCGAGGGUCAUUUAUGCAACAUGGGAAAGAUGAUCGAGGAAAUGGAGGGAAAGCUUAGAAAUUCGCUCGAUCAGGUUUAUUUUGGUAAGACGAAAGAAAUGGUCUGUGUUUUACGCCCUCCUUCUGAGCUUGUUCAAACAAAACUGCCUGCCACCUAAGAAUUUUUAUCCCAUCUCUUCGAUGGGCAUUCUUAAGAUACACCUCCAGAUGUGUUACUACUGCCAACGAGUUUAUUUAUUGUUAUUUCAUUUAUGAAUUCAGUUACUUCUAGUGUCACAAGAGGACUUGAGUCCUAUUGGUAUAAUUACAUACUGAUUACUUCUUUUUAAAAAAAAGAUGACACCCAUCUUUGAAAGUACCCCGGCUCUGCCAAACAGUUAUAUGGAAGAAUGUAAAUUGAGUUUUGA